GUAGAUCCGGCCGCCGCUCUCUCCUUUAUACAUCACCAGCCGGCUGCCGUACCAAGCGAUGAACGCCCAUAUCGCGAAAGACAAGCCCAUGCUGCCGACGGCGAGCCCUUUCGCGAUCCCCUGCCGGAUCCCGAGCCUCAUGGUCCGCUCGAGGAUGGCGGAGUAGCCGUCGGCGAUGCGCCUCUCGGCGGUGAAGGAGUAGACGGUCUUGAUGGAUCCCAGGGCCUGCGCGACGACGCCGUUCGCCGCGGCGUACUCGGCGGUGGAUUUUCGCGAGAGGAAGAUGAGGUACUUGCCGUAGAUGAGACCGGGGAUGAUGAGGAGGAGGAGCGUCGGGAAGGCGACGACGGCCAGCCGCCACGAGAAGUAGGCGGCGAAGGCGAGGCCGGAGAUGAACACCGAGCUGUGCAUCAGGAAUGUUGGUACCUGCAAAAAAAGGUACCUUUUCACUGAGGACUUCCUGAAAGAGGGAAGUGUCCUUGGAGAUGCUGUUGAUGACCUCAGAAGUGGUGGCUUCCUGUGAGUCAAAGAAGCCAACUUCCUGCCUCAGAAUCGACUCCAGCCAUGAAGCUGCUUCGAUCUGCUUGGUUCUGACCAUAUCCCAGGCUGUUCAUAAGGCGGCUGGCGAACACAAGCAAGAUGUUUGUAGACAUCCCAUCUCCAAUUGCCCCAACCGUCCCCAUCACCAUCAACACCACAUCUGCCCAAUCAGCAUACCUAAGUAUCGUGCCAAAGCUCACCUUCUUCUUCCUCCUCUCCAUCUCCAUCUUCUCCAAUGGAGAU
Molecule: messenger RNA, 783 nt
Organism: Linum tenue
Lineage: Eukaryota; Viridiplantae; Streptophyta; Magnoliopsida; Malpighiales; Linaceae
Source: the annotation of a GenBank genome assembly